This is a messenger RNA of Arachis duranensis, 598 nucleotides long. RefSeq lists its product as uncharacterized. NCBI's taxonomy places the organism in Eukaryota, Viridiplantae, Streptophyta, Magnoliopsida, Fabales, Fabaceae. The record is from RefSeq and is a predicted model, not a curated record.
GGCUGAGUAGAUCUGUAAGGCGAGCGAGCGAAAGACUUUGGAAGCUUCGAUUGAAGCUGCGAUAGUGCGAUCGAAGCUAUCAAAUCUUGUGGAACUAAUUCUCAUGUCAUUCCGAGUCAUUGAGGUUGGAAGAGUUUGCUUGCUGUUGGUCCAACUCUUCUCAAGGACUAAUCUCUUUUGAAGCUUUAUCGUUAUGCUUGCUACUGUCCGAUGUGAAGAAAUUGCCCGGGAGAAGUAUAAAGCUGCAAAGAAGGAAUUGCAUCAACUGGAAGAGGAUAUGAGACGUAGCCCUACUGAAUAUUUGAACAGGCUCAGUUUACAAAUUGAUACUUGUUUGUCAGAGUCUCUGUUUGCUUCUAAGGCGAUAAAAGCCAGAGAUUGUAUUUUGAAGGUUCCUUAUAGAGUGCAAAUAACAGCAGAUAAUCUCCCUGCUAAGAUCAAAUCUCUUAUCAGUGAGGAAGUUGUGAAUGUUGCAAAACUUGCUAUUCUUCUUCUAAUUGAGGAGAAAUUGGAUCAGAUACCAUUGUUAUCAUGUUUCUGUAAAAGGACUCUCAGUGGAAUCCUUAUAUCUGCCGUCUACCAUGGCAAGAGGAGUUGA